AUAAACCUCAGAAGAAGAAGAAGAAGAAGAAGAAGAAGAAGAAGAAGAAGUUUUACACAUGCCACUUUUCACCUGAAAAUGUCCACACUCGAGACACUGAAAACCUUCAUCAGCCAGCGGCUUGCUGUCGCUGUGGAGGAGAUAUCUGGGCUGCUGGAAACAACAAUCUCAAACUAUGAAGAAGAGAUCUCCCGCCAACGGAGGCUGCUCUCGAACGAGAGGUCCGGGUCCCAGAUCCACACCGAAGAUAUGCAACAAGCUUUUACAUUUCGAGUCGUCAUCCAUCACGAAAUAAAGAAGAUAACUUUUCAAAAUGGCCUCCCCUCAUCUGUGGAGGAUUUGAUUAAAGUGUUUAAACAAGCUUUUUCCAUCACCACAGAAAUAGGUCUUCAGUACAAAGAUACUGACUUUGAUGACUUCUUCACGCUAACCUCUACAAGUGACCUCAAGGAUAAAGACACACUCAAGGUAGUGCACAUUCCACCAGGCCUAUUAAAGUCCACAGUCCCUCAGGAGCACAACCAUGACACAUCUGACAUGUCCCCGGUGGAUGAUUUGCCCUCUGUGGAUUCACAAGAUCCAGUAAUUCACAGCCCCCUUGCCACUGACAGGCGUAACCUGUGGCCUGCCAUCUUUCCAAUUCCCGUUUUCUCCUACAACACAGAGAUGGCUUUGCAGCAGGGCAAUGACAUUUUUUUAAAAGACGGAACCCUGCUGACGUCACAAAGUGUUAAAUCGGACAUUCUGGAGCGCCUGGCUGAGGCCAUGUUUUCCUACACAGCUUACCCCAAUGAUCCACAGAGGACUGCCGUUGCACAUGCACUUAUAGAGAGGCACCCCUGCUUGAGGGAGCCCGGCUCCUAUAACGGAUGUGACGGGUGGCAGCAAAGCCUAAAGUACAAAUGUGCAAACUACCGGAGCAAACUUAAAGCCCAUGGAAACCCUGAACUGAUGAUUAAUACACUGAAACACAAGCAAGAGUGUGACAGAAAACCUGCCAAAAAUAUAAAGAAACCAAGGAAAUCUGAGGUAAACUACUACCCCCCACACCCAGCCGGUGAAACUGAUGACAGCCUGGAGAAUACAAGACUUGAGCUCAUUUCAGCAAGCAAGUCCAGGGACAAUAGCCAGAUGAUGAAUGACAUGAUGUCGAGAACAUACAGCUGUAGACGAAGGGAAGUGGUCGGCCAGUCCAUGCAAGUGGCACAAUUCUAUGAGAGAUGGCCUGCCCUCUUCAAUCCUGCACAGAUAAAUGAAGAGUUCCGAAGGUGCAACACUAUUCCCCUGGAGUCAACGUUUAUGUCUCAGCUGGACAGGUUCACUUCAAAGUUCCUGCAGUUAUUCAGCUCAAAGGGAGGAGCUGUUGGACAGCGCAUGAAGGGCUUCAUGACUGAACUAAGACAGGAUCAACAUGUGUCCGUGGUGAAGAAGAGGGACGUGAUUCUGAGAUGCCUCAUAGAGUACCUGGGGGAGAGUGUGCCUGAGCUCAUCUCUGACUACUUCAGAACAGCAGAGACGAAAGUGCAUCAAGACCUUCAAGCAGAAAGUAUGAGGAUCUAUGUCUGCCAGCAGCCAGAUGCAGUGGGCAUCAUCAUUGAUGGAACUCCAGUGAUGACAGAUCUGGAUAACCUGCCCAAAGCCUGCUGCCUUCUCCUUGGCCUCACAUAUGCCCUAAAUCUGGAUUAUCCUCCCAAAUUUGCCAAGACUUUUGAAGUCUUUCAAAGACUAUUUGUAGGACUUGAUAUGCUUCAACCAAAGCAAACCUCCAAGUUCAUCAGCCUGAAAAACAAACUCUUCACCUAGACAAUUGCCGUGUGCUUUUUACUUUGUCAAGUCUCCGUUUUUACAAGUGUAUAACCUUUAGGAGCUGUGAAGGUGUCUGGAUAUUUGACAUUAAGGAUUGCACUGCAGGUUCGUAGUUCACACGUAGUGUGUUAAAGACUAAGGAUUAAAACAUUGAACUGAAUUUAAGAAUUUUAAGCAACUUAAAACUGACAAAUUGCAAAGGGAACAUUUGGCAUUUUUCCACAAGUAUGGUUGUGAAGCCUUAGUGCGCAUCCUCCUUUAACUUAAUCGAGCAAAACAAUGAAACCAGCAGCUUUCAGGGCUUAGAGCUCUGGCUCCAACAGUUCUCAAUUAAGAUGCAUUCUUUUUCUAUGCAAGCUCAAAAAUGUAGCUUAAUUAUUUUAUGAUUUUCUCUUGGGGGGAAAUAAUACUGAGAUUAGAGUUAACAUUUUCCAAAUAAUUACUGCUUUUUAUUCAUUUAUUUUUUUAAAUGGACAUUUAGGUCUAGGGGGUGGCUGGAGAAAAUUCUCACUACGAGUUUACAAUUCUCAAACAAAAUGAAAGGUUUCAAGAUGUUUGUGUUGUAGAGUUCUCACAGACUUUCACACUCAUGCUUUAUGAUUCAAUUCUGAAUAAUCUAA
Molecule: messenger RNA, 2426 nt
Organism: Gymnodraco acuticeps
Lineage: Eukaryota; Metazoa; Chordata; Actinopteri; Perciformes; Bathydraconidae
Exons: 5
Coding region: 79-1803 (574 amino acids)
Source: RefSeq, a predicted model, not a curated record